AUGACGGAUCCGCGCAAAGAGUACAUUGUACAGUGCAUCAUCAGCGUGCUGAACAUCCCACGCAACGAGUUCCGGAGCAAUACGACUUCAAACACGGCUUUGGAAAAGUUCCUGGAUCAUCCCAAUGAGAAGAUUCUCCAGGCGAUUGAGAAUGAUUCAGGUGAUACCUCGAAGCGCACAGUCACGUUUCAGCUUGGCUUCUCCAGCUAUGUGGAGGGACUCCCUGAGAUGCAUUUCGUCAAGACAUCAUAUGAGCCACUUACAGAAGCGAACAUCUCAAGACUGGUGAUGGUAUCGUCACUUAGAUUAUCUGCUGUUCGCAGUCUCUACUACAACGUGCGCGAGGUUUUCAUGCCUCUGCUCGUGGAGACAAAGGAGAAUGACGGACUGGAAGGCCGCCUGACAGAUUGCUUGGUUGAGCUGGAUGCGGGCCUGAAAGCAUCCCUCCGACGAGGGCUUAGAAGUCGGAAUGCGGGCGAGUUUGACGACAAUGACACGUCAGGGAUCGUCACGCCUGUAGAUGAAGUCCACUUUUGGGAGGAGCUCAAAAAUGCCACAGGUGUAGGUGACGCUGCAGUGAACCGUGCCAGCAAAUUCUCAGAUGCUCUCGCCCCAAUUGCGUCUGAACUUGAUGAACUGACAAAAAAGACAUUUCCCCAGCUUCUUGAGCUUACAGAGACUAUCAUGGACUGCUUGGAUUCACUAUGGCAGUGCGAGGUGAUUCCUCCAUACCCAGCUCCAAGAAUGCUCCAUUUCUUGCGUGUGAUUGCUGGUGCUCUUGGCAGAUGUGUCCAAUCCAGAUUGAACAGCCUCAAUGUGUGGACAUCCUCCUUCUCCCAGGUGUCUAAGCACAUUCGAGAAGGGCAUAAGGUAUGCGAGCGUUGGAAUGAAGUCACGGUAGAUCUUACGGAUGUGCAGUGGAGGUCGCCUGAGAACAGAUGGGAAGGUGAUGCUUACAAGGACCCUUUCUUGACGAAUCUGGCAGGUCGGAUCCAAGAAGUUAGUCAGCUGCGUGGUCAGCAUGAUCAGAUCCUGAAGCUCCUGAGCGAAGAUGAGCUCAAGGCAAUGCAAAUCGAAAGCUGCUUCGAGCCCUUCCUGAAGCUCUCCGCUUUCAGCUACAAUGAUUACACAGUACCGGCCUGGAGGACAGCCCUUGCAGAAUACGAGGCACGAAUGGCACCCGUAGAAGCUCAAGUUGCAGAACGCUUGCGUGCUGAGCUCUUCACCAACACAUCGAAUCCAGCGCAGACCGUGCGCGUGUUCCAAAGAUACCAAGACUUGCUGGAGCGUCGGAACAUCCGCGAGUCCUUGACCAAUGAACGCGAGAGGCUGCUCACGGAGUUGGAUGAUUUUCUCGGCCGUGUCCAGGCAGAGCUAGAAACGUUUGACUCGAGCAAUUUGCCAGCCGGUCGAGGCCUGAGCCUGCAUGCACGUAAGAUGGUUUGGGUCGAACACCUUCGAAGCAAGGCGGAUUUGGCGGCUCGGCCACUUGCUGGAUUCUUGAAGGAUUUGCACGCUGCGGGCAAGGUUGGCAACACCUACAAGAAGGUCCGUGCUGAGUUGAAAGAGUUCAGAAAUCGAGCAUACAAAGAUUGGUGUGAUGAAGUCGAAUCACAGUUGAAAGACCCAGACGACCCAAUCGCGCUUGAAAUGAACAGUCGCGUUAUGGAUUUUGAUACUGCGCAGCAGGGAGCUCUGAAAAUAACAUAUUCAGAGCGGCUCAUUGAGCUUGUCAAGGAAGGGCGCAUUUUUGAGCAGCUGGGCUGCAACAUCCCCAACAAGGUGAAGCUCGCAGUGCAGGAUGGUCUGAAGUUUUACCGAUUUGCGGUGCAGCUGAAGCAAGUGUGCAACUUCUAUAACACGCUGUCAGCGGAAUUGCUUCCGUCACAAAAGCUGAUGGUCCUGCAGCCAGCCCUGGCUUUUGAGCAGCUCUUCAAUGAAAAAAGUGGUAUGAAGAAGGUCCAGUGGAACAAGUUUGAUCAGCUCGAAACGUUCACACGAAAUGUGAAAGAUGGAGCGGAGCGCCUAAGAGCCGUCAACAGGCGUUUGCGCAAUGGUCAUGCCCAAGUAUCGCAAGAGGUCGUCCAGUUGGCCAACAUCAGCUUGCUUCGUCAGCGAGACCAAUGGAAGCUGAAGCUCGCACAGAUACAGAAGGCAAUCGAUGCCACCAUUGGAGCUUGUGGUUGUCAAGUUCCAGAUGCUAAGCCGUGGAAGGCUCACUGGGAUUACCAGAUUUUCAAGAUAAUGGAGAUUCAGUACCGCUUUGGACUGGAAAGCCUAAAUGAAAAUCUGCCGGAAAUGAAGGCCGACCUCAUCCUGGCGCAAAAGCAGCUCAAGCUGAAGCCGCCCUUGGAGGAGCUGAAGUCAUUGUAUUUCAAGGAGAUCAAAUCCUUCAUUUCUCUGCCACUCCAGUUCAAGGGUCUUGAUGGCGCACCGCACGUGUACAAAGCAAUGCCAGAUCGCAAUGCAGAAGGUAUCGCAGUCGUGUUCCAGAAAGCCGAUGGGCUUUUCCAGCGAGUACAGCAACUCCAAAACUCGUUCUCUCCGUGGAUGGUGGUAGGAUUGAUGCCAGAGCGGGUGCAAGAACUUGUAGAAGAGCUAUCCGACCCGAAGGAUUGGGACCUGAACUUCAGAGCCAUCAAAGCAAAGCGAAAAGAAAUGGACAAAAUUCCAGACACCGUAAAAAUAGACUGCUUCACGAUCAGCACGGUGGUUCUGAAAUCAGUCAUUGAAGACCAGCUAGAACGCCUCAGUGAUCAGCUGGUCAUCGCGUUGAGGCGCAAGGCUUCCGAUGAGAUCAAAUCUGUGAUGCAGUUUUUGGAGCAAGCUCUUGACAAGCUGAACGUGCGUCCAGACACUGUGCAGGAACUGGGCAAGGCACAGGCGGAUGCGGCUAUCCUCAUGGAACAGCAGUCAGAUUGGAAGAAGCAACUCGAUGCUGCAGAGGAGAAGAACAAGCUGCUGAAAACAGUUGGCACUGGCAUUGACAUGAGUGAGGUGCAGAACAAGUGGGAGGAUUUCCUGAUUCGAUUGGAAGCUUUUGAGCAGCUGGCCAAUGACCUGCGAGAAGAGCUGCGAGGCAAGAUGGACCAGCGCAUCGUCCAGAUGAACAGUGACAUCGAGAAGUUUGCGUCCCGCUGGCAAUCACUGAAACCUAAGACCGCCGAUGAUUGCUCCAUUGAAGAAGCAAAGAAGAAUGCAAAGCAAAUGCAAGAGUGGCAAUCUGAGUGGCAAGCCUUGAGGGAGCAGAUGACUGUCCUGCAGGGCGACUGCGCGGACUUUGGGUUACCACCGCCAGAGCUGUCCAAUAUAGCUGAUGUGGAAGAGGACCUGAACAGACAGCAGGCCAGCUGGAGUCUCUUCGAGGAGUUUACAACAAAUUAUGAGGAGUUGCUUCUGCAAACUUGGCUUGAGUUAAGGCCACGCCUCUUCAGUGUACAAGACCUGGCGCACCAUUGGCUUGCACGACUACGCGAAGUUCCAAGAGAUCCGGUGACUCACAUGCUGUCAAUGCAGGUGCAGAAGCUGAAUAGUGCUCACCCUGCCCUGAAGGCAAUGACAGGAGAGCCUUUCGAGAAGGAUCAUUGGAAGAUCCUUUUUGGACUCUUGAAGCUCCCUCCUGACACCAAGCUUGAGGCGCUCACUUUCCGCAUGCUGGCCGACAGACUUGACGUCAUUGUUGAAAAGGUGGACGAGCUGAAGGAGUUGACAGCACGCGCAAUUGGAGAAGUCACAAUCCGCGAUGCAGUCAUGGAGGUAUCUGCAUGGUUUGAACAGGCAGAAUUCAAUUUCAUGGAUCAUCCUGUCAAAGGAGGCUCGGUACCUCUCAUCAAAGACUGGAAAGAUUUGAUGUCUGAGGUGUCCGAGAAGCAGAAUCUCUGUGGCUCUUUAAAGGAUUCGCGCUUUUUUGGCCCUUUUAAAGAUCAAGUGGACAAGUUCGAAGAGAAGCUGACGCUGUUGGACGAGUUGCUGCUCUGCAUGAACAAGGUCCAGCGAAAAUGGGUUUACUUGGAACCUAUAUUCGGCCGGGGCUCCUUGCCACGGGAGAAAGAACGCUUUGACAAAGUCAAUGGGCAAUACAGACAAAUCAUGAAAAACAUUGGGGCGGCAAAGAAGGUCAACCAUCUCUGCACAGUUCGAGGCCUCAAAGAUCAAUUCACGACGUUGUCUGACCAGUUGGAGCGAUGCCAGAAGGCUCUGAACAGUUUCCUCGAGGAAAAGCGUUCUGCUUUCCCACGCCUUUAUUUCAUCGGUGAUGAAGACCUGUUGGAGAUUCUGGGGCAAUCUAGCAAUCCGGAAGUAAUUCAGGCCCACCUGAAGAAGCUGUUUGCAGGCAUUGCGACUGUGGACUUUGAUGCGAACAUCACUCGUAUUGUGGCCAUGAACAGCUCUUUGAAGGAAAAUGUUCCACUCGGAAAUCCCGUGGUUGUGCGAGAGGGGGAGGAUCCCUUGCCUGUGGAGGAGUGGCUUUCCAAUCUCUCGAAUGAGAUGUUCUCCACACUGGCCGUGCAGCUGCAAGGAUGCUAUGCUCAGUCAGAAAUGGAUAUGCAGCAGUUCGAGAAAUACCCAUCGCAGUUGCUAUGCUUGAGUGCGAACAUACACUUCACGCACAACAUCGAGAGGUACAUGAGCAAUGGCCAGCUGCUCCAGCUCAAGGGGGACUUGCAAACCCAGCUGACGUCCAUGACGUCGUUGUCCUUAGAUGGUGCUCUGCCACAAGCCAAGCUGAAGGCUUUGAUCCUGGAUCUCAUCCACAACAUCUCAGUCCUGGACGACCUUCUGGUGCACAAAGUACAGAAGAGUUCUGAAUGGAGCUGGUACCGUCAGCUCCGCUACUACUUGAAGCAAGGAGUUGGCCCAGAACAGAAACCAUGCAGUGUUCGGAUGCUUGAGUGUGAGCAAAGCUAUUCCUUUGAGUAUCAAGGAAAUGCUCCAAAGCUUGUGCAUACCCCGUUGACGGACAAGUGCUACUUGACUCUGAUGCACGGCUUGCAUCUGGGGUACGGAGGUAACCCGUACGGCCCCGCUGGAACAGGCAAGACAGAAUCUGUUAAAGCGCUUGGCUCAUGUCUAGGACGACAGGUCUUGGUUUUCAAUUGUGAUGAGGGUAUUGACUUCCAAGCAAUGGGCCGUAUCUUCGUGGGCCUUGUGCGUUGUGGCGCAUGGGGCUGCUUUGAUGAGUUCAACCGGCUACUGGAGGAACAAAUGAGUGCAAUUUCGCAGUCCGUGCAGCUCAUCCAGGCAGCCAUCAAGAACAGUCAUAGCACUGUACAUCUGCUCAACCGCGACGUGCCCGUCAAUCACAAUGCUGGCAUCUUCAUUACUUUGAAUCCAGCUACCAAAGGUUAUGGUGGACGACAGAAGCUGCCAGACAACCUUAAGCAGCUCUUCCGUCCAGUGGCCAUGAGCGUGCCAGACAAUGAGCUCAUCGCGGAGGUCAUGAUGUUCGCAGAAGGGUUCAUAAGCGCCAAGGUGUUGGCACAGAAGGUGGUGGCUUUGUUUUUGCUUUCACGGCAGCUAUUGUCAUCACAGCAACAUUAUGAUUGGGGCUUGCGAGCUCUGAAGCCCAUCUUGACUUUGGCUGGCCGACUGCUGCAAGAGACAAAGGCUCUCCAAGCAGAGCCUCUGCGCGAAGACGAGGAGUCAGUUCUCUUGUUGAAGGCCGUUCGUAUGAACACCCUUUCCAAGCUGACAUUUGCAGAUUCCAAACGAUUCCAGGACUUGUGCAUGGAUUUGUUCCCUGGAAUCAAUGUGAAGGACAUCGAAUACAAGGAGCUGGAGUCAGUCAUCCGUGAAACCAUGCGGGAGAUGAGGCUUGCAGAAAUCGAUUCGCAAAUUUACAAGAUGCUACAGUUCCAUGAGGCAUGCCAGCAGCGGAUGGGUGUGGGCAUUGUUGGUCCAUCCGGUUGCGGCAAAAGCACCAUUUGGAAAGUCCUUGAGGCGGCCUAUAAGAAGCAAGGCAAGAAGUACGUCGUUCAUGUGAUGAAUCCAAAGUCCAUGCACAGAGUGCGUUUGCUGGGCUACAUGGACCACGACACACGCGAGUGGUUUGAUGGUGUUCUGACAGCUAGCGCCAGAAAAGUCAUCAAAGAGCCGUCGACAACUCAUAACUGGAUUGUGUGUGAUGGUGAUAUAGAUCCUGAAUGGGUAGAAUCAUUGAACAGCGUGCUGGAUGACAACCGGCUUCUCACGAUGCCUAACGGCGAGCGAAUUCAGUUUGGCACCAACGUAAACUUCGUAUUUGAAACCGAUCACUUGAGAUUUGCAUCUCCGGCAACGAUCAGUCGAUUGACAAUGAUCUUCCUGUCAGAGGAAGAUGUUGAUGUGAAGCCUCUGGUUGCCUCUUGGAUCCUGAAGCAGCCUGAAGAGCAGCAGGCUCAACUGGAAAGUUGGUUCGACGAGCUUUUCUACAGGGCCUUGGACUGGCUUUACAAGGGCCCGCGUGAGAUGGCCAUUGAAACAACUCGCAUGGGCAUGGUCAGCAAUGUUCUUGGGCACCUUAGCAAGGCGGAGGGAGACGCUGCUGUGACUGUCCAUGACAAAAGCCCUAGCAUUUCAAAGCAAAGCUUCCUGCUUGCCAUAUGUCGCGGACUGGGAGGCAACCUGUCUGAAGAGGAUCGUGGUGAGUUAACACGGGAGGCUUUCAAGUGGUCCAACGAAAACAUUCCUGAUCCGAGCCAGCCGCUUCAUUGCCAGGUCGUGGAAUCCCUCAUCGUUGGCUAUGCAGUCUCCGCGGGUUUUACAGAGAUCUCCCUCGAAGAUGUUAAACGUGCUGCCGUACUACCUCCACUGGUUCCGACUGCAACAGUGCUUCGCAAUAUGGACCUUUUCGCAACCUGGCUUGCACAGGAACAACCGUUUGUCGUCAGUGGUCCCGAGGGGGCAGGCAAGAACUUAUUGAUCCGUCAUGCCAUUCAUCGACUGCAGAAUGAGUCUGAUGCAGCAUUGAAUGUUGCAGUCCUAAACUGCAAUGCGCAGACAUCUUCCAAGGAUGUGCUGCAGAAACUGCGGCAGUUUUGUGCAGUAUCCACAGGGACUACCGGCCGAAUCUAUAGACCACGCGAAGGUAGACGUCUUGUGCUGUAUUUGAAGGACAUCAACUUGCCCACACCCGACAAGUACGACACUUCCGAAAUCAUAAUGUUCUUGCAGCAAGCGGUCAUGCACAGAGGGUUUUAUGAUGAUGAUCUGGAGUUUGUACUUCUGGAACACAUUCAGAUCGUGGCUUCGAUAGCGCCUGCCAGCACGCUGGGGCGGCACCGUUUGGCAACUCGUUUCACGGCUAACGUGAGGGUCUGCUCCAUAUCAUACCCAAGCUCUGAGGAGCUUGUUGAAGUCUACACGCACUUUCUGCGCGCAACUUUCACGUCACCUGACUGGCAAAACGUGGCUGAUAGAAGUCAUGGCUUAUGCGAGAAACUGGCAGAGGCAAUGGUUGACAUAUAUGCGAGCAUGAAGGCUAAGUUUACAAUGGAUGACCAUGAGCAUUACCUCUUCAACCCCCGUGAUUUGACACAAUGGGUUCUCCAGUUGCUCCGGUACGAAGUGAUGUCUGUUGAAAGCCUCGUAGAGGCCUGGGCCUACGAAGCCACGCGAAUUUUCCGUGACAGGCUUGUGGGAGAUGAAGCAAAGAACCAUUUCGAUGCUUUACUCAGGAAUGCACUGAUACAAUAUGUAGGUGUGGAUGUUGAAGUUGACAAGCUUAUUUUCACUGCGAUGCUGACCUUGAGUGACGAGGGUGUUCCCAGUGGUGACAUGAAAAAGGUAUCCGUUGAAGAUUACACGAAGAUGGUGAAGGAUGGCUUGAAGUCGUAUCAGCGUGAGGUGAAAGACUUGGAGAUUGAACUUGUUCCGGAGGUGCUGGAGCAGCUGAGCUGGAUGGAUCGUGCACUUGCUGCCCCUGUUGCCAAUGAUCUCUUGGUUGUAGGCCGCUCAGGAGGUGGAAAGCGGUCAGUAAUCUCACUCCUAGCACACAUGCACCGACUGGCAGUGUUCAGCCCAGCACCAGCACGUCGAUAUGGUGACAAGGAAUGGAAGCGGGACCUCAAAGCCGUCAUGCAAAUGACAGGGGUAGAGAAGCAGCACACUAUUUUGUUCCUUGAAGACCACCACUUGCUAAAAUCAGAGUUCUUGGAGUCUGUGAACUCACUGUUGAGUGCCGGUGAUGUUCCUGGCAUUUGGACACCCGAGGAGCUUGAACCAUUGUUGGCUCCUUUGAAGGAGGAGUGGGCUGCUUCGCAGGGUCGGGGAGGUGGUGCAAGGACGCCCUUUGAGUACUUCUGCAACCAAGUUCAGCAGCGUCUACAUGUUGUGCUUUCGAUGGACCCAAAUCACCCGCACUUCCUUCCAUACUGUGCUGCAAACCCAGCGCUUUUCUCGUGUACGACUGUGUUGUGGCUGGAUGAGUGGUCUGAGCAGAGCAAGACGAUUAUUGCCCAAAGGAUUCUCGGAGAAAUGCUUUCUCAGAAGGCAGACCUCGGACCGUUGUUGCAGUAUAUCCAUGCUUCUCAGGCAAAAGCUUCCCCACGGCACUACAUCACGCUCCUUCAGACCUGCCAUGCUAUGUACUCAGCGAAGAUAUCCACAGCAUCCGGGCAAAGUUCGCAUUUACAGAAAGGCCUUUCAAAGCUUCAGGAGGUGAGCCAGACCGUGGAGAGGCUACAAGAGGAUGCCAUCGCCAAGCAGAAGGUCUUGGAAGAGAAGAAGGUGCUUGCAGCUGAAGCCUUGCAGCGCAUCACAAAGGCCAUGCAGCAGUCCGCAGAUCGCCGCCAGGAGGUUGAGCGUUUGGAGGGGCAGACGCAGCUGGAACAGGAAAAGAACAGCGCGGACAAGGCAUCCAUUGAAAAAGAGCUGUCUGAAAUUCAGCCCAUCCUGGAUGCUGCUAAAAAGGCGGUUGGCAGCAUCAAGCCGGAGCAUCUCAAUGAAAUCAGGGCUUUGAAAAUGCCCCCCGAUCCGAUCCACGACGUGCUCAAUGGCGUGCUGCGUCUCAUGGGAAAUUAUGACAACUCAUGGGCUUCGAUGAAGAAGUUCUUGGCUGGUACCGGUGCGAUACAGCGCAUUGUCAACUUUGACCCGCGGCAGAUUGAUGACAAGACACGGGUGGAUGUCGAGAAACUGCUGAGAGAAAAGGCCAACUCUUUUGAUCAUGCCACAAUCUACCGUGUCUCAGUAGCUGCUGCUCCAUUGGCCAAGUGGGUAGUGGCCUGUGUCCGAUACAGCACCGUUCUUGUAAAGGUUGCACCGAUGGAGAAGGCACGUGAUGAUGCAGAAGAGUCUCUUCGCGCUGCUAUCGAGAAGCUCGCGGUAUACAAGGAUGAACUUGUCCAAAUCGAUGAGGAUGUGCAGCGCCUUCAGGAAGAGUUCGGGGCACGCACUAGGGAAGCUGAAGUCCUCCGUGUGGACUUGGAGCGUGCGACUACGACACUCGAGAAGGCAGACCACUUGAUGAGCAAGAUGUCGUCCGAGAAAGACCGCUGGGAGUCACAGGUUGCUGAAAUCCAACGGGAUGCCGCUCUAUUGUCCACUCAUACCUGCCUGUCAGCCGCCUACUGCACCUAUUUGGGCCACUUCUCUGAGGAUGUCAGACAACAGGCCAACUUCCUGUGGACGGAGUCUCGAGGAAUCACAACAUUUGAUUUCCUGCGGAUCAUGUCUUCCGAGAGUGAGCUUCUGACCUGGAAGGCUCAGGGUCUCUCAGCAGACCGCCUGUCUCAGGAGAAUGCAGUCAUGAUCAAUUCUGGUAUACUUGUUCCAUUCAUUGUGGACCCCAACAGCCAGGCUCUUGAAUGGCUGAAACAGACAAAUCCUUCAGCAGAGAGAGUUCUGCAGCAAGACCCGAAGCUGGUGUCUCAGCUUGAGCUUGCGGUAAGAUUUGGCAAAGUGCUGAUCGUGCAGGAAGUCGAUGGUAUUGACAACUAUUUAGUGCCAUUGCUCAGACGUGACAUGGUCCGGCAGGGGCCGAGGCAAGCUGUGCAGAUUAGUGACAAGAUGUGCGACUUUGAUGAGAAUUUCCGGUUGUUCCUCUGCACACGGAAUUCAAGUGCGAUCGAGAUGCUUCCUCCCAACACAGCCUGCCUUGUGACUCGUGUGAACUUCACGGUAACACGUGCAGGAUUGGAGGGCCAGCUGUUGGGGGUGACCUUGCAGCACGAAAAGCCAGAGCUGGAACACCGCAAGUCAGAGCUGCUGCAGAAGGAAGAAGCCUUGAAGGUAGAGCUGUCUGGUCUUGAGAAGACUUUGCUCGAACAACUUGCAGACUCCAGCGGCAACAUCCUCGAAAAUGAGCCACUCAUCCAGUCCUUGGAGCAAACCAAGGCAGCAGCAAUCACGAUUUCAGAAUCCCUCUCGGAAUCCUCACGCCUGCAGAUGGACUUGGAUCAGCAGCGUGAGGUGUAUCGUCCGCUUGCCACAUUGGGCUCCAGGAUUUUCAUUCUUGUCAAAGAGCUUUCCGUUAUUGACCACAUGUACCGCUUUUCUUUGGAAGCCUUCAUGGCGCUGUUCAACAAAGUGCUCAACUUGCAGCUUGGCUCCGAGACCACCGAUGACAAGCUGAGGCAACUUGGAAAUCAGCUGAAGAUUGUAGUUCUCUUCUACAUCUCCCGGUCGCUUUUCAAAGCUGACAGGCUCACUUUUGGCAUUCACAUGGUUCGGGGUAUCAUGCCAGACAAAUUUGAAGUAAACGAGUGGGAGCUCUUUCAAGGAGUUUUCAUCCCAGCAAGCCAGCCGCCUACGCCAGUUCCGUCGUGGUGUCCUCAAGACAGAUCUGCUGCUCUACAGACUCUGCGGGCAACGUUUCCGAAGAUUGACGAACACUGGCAAUUGAACAAAGAUGCACUUUGGUCAACAUGGGUUGCAUCUGACAAGUGUGAGGAGACCUUUGAUGGCUCCGUGUAUUCACGAAUGUCUGCAUUUCAGCGGGUCCUGCUGAUACAGGCUGUGCGACCCGACCGGCUGGAGUCUGCACUGACGCAAUUUGCCUGCGAGGCUCUUGGUGUGUCAUCACUGUCCCCACCACCGCUGAGCUUAAAUCGCCUCUACAAGGAGGAGACAACAAGCAAGCUCCCGGUCCUCUUCGUGACCACACCUGGAGCCGAUCCGUCUGCAGAGCUUGAAGAGUUUGCAAAGAUGUACGCAGCCGAGUCUGCUCCAAGCAUGAACUUCCACCAGCUUGCGAUGGGCGGUGGGCAGAACGAUGAUGCGAUAAGGCUUCUGCGUGAAGCAGCAAAUGUUGGUGAUUGGGUUUGCUUGAAAAACUUACAUUUGGUGAUCAGCUGGGUCCCGCUGCUCGAGAAAGAGUUCAAAAGUUUGCAACCGCAUGAGAACUUCCGGUGUUGGCUGACGACAGAAGCGCACGCUAAAUUUCCAACCAUUCUGCUGGAAACGUCGCUGAAGGUGACUUACGAAGCACCCCCCGGUGUGAAGAAGAAUGUGUUGCGAACGCUAGAGUCAUGGAAUCAUCAUUGGUUUGCGCAGGGAAAUGACCUUAGGUCAAGGGUGAUCUUCCUGUGUGCGCACUUUCAUGCGAUCAUGCAGGAGCGCAGGACCUACAUUCCUCAGGGUUGGACAAAGUUCUAUGAAUUUUCCCAGAGCGAUUUACAGAGUGCCUGUGAGACAGUAUCAUUGCUGGUGAAGUCAGGAGAAUCUUUCAAGCAGUCUAGUCCAGGAGCGAUUGGCAUUGACUGGGUCACACUCAUUGGAGUGCUGGAACAGGCGGUGUACGGAAGUCGUGUCGACAAUGACUUUGACUCCCGUCUUGUGCGAGAAUACCUGGCAAUGUUUUUCAAGUCUGAGACCUUGGAGGGUGGCAGACGAAAGGCUGGACUUGUGGAGAUUCCUCCAUUUGAUAUCCCCAUGUCCACGAACAUGGGGGAUUUCCGUGCGCGCGUGGAGCAGCUGCCGGAUCUAGACAAUCCAGCAUCUUUUGGCAUGGCGCCAAAUGCGGAUCGUUCAUUGCAGCGUAUCAACUCGGCAAAGGCAAUCUCGCUUUUGCGCCAGCUGGCCACGAGUGGAGGAGAGACGGGCGAUUCCACUGCGGCUACGGUUGACAUCAAGGUGUGGAGAACCCAGCUUGCACCUCUCUUCACAAUUUGGGACAAUGUGAGCAAAGGGCACCUCAGCAAACUAAAAAGCAUAGAUAUUCGUGCCGUUCAUCCGGAUGAUCCGCCUUCUAUUGCGUUUGUCUUGAUGGAUGCAGCAGAAGCUUCUAGAUUGGGGGAGGUCGUCACAGCUGCUCUAUCAACCUUGCAGCGGGUGGUGAACGGUCACGCUUUGAGUACACCGGACUUGCAAGUGCAAGCCAAAGCUCUGAUAAGGGGCGAGGUACCUGAGUCAUGGUCCGUCACGUGGCCAUCUGCCCCUGAAGAUCCUUCGCUCUACCUGCAAGGUUUGGCCAAGCGCAUCGCAGCGCUUAAAGGAGAUUGGGUGCGGCGGGUGCAGUCGAGAAAUAUUCUUGCGCAGCCUAUCUGCCUAAGCGAUUUCCUGCGGCCCGACGUUUUCCUGAAUGCACUUCGUCAAGAGACGGCCAGGAGGCUGGCUGUUUCCAUUGACAGCUUACACUUAGUUUCAACAUUUGAGCCACACCUUCUGAGCGAUGAGUCGUCCCCACUGCCGGUGACAGUGCAGGAACUUAUUCUUGAAGGUUGUGCCUUUGAUGACUCCAAACGGAUGCUGAUUGAAGGGCAGCGAAACUCCCCAUUGGUGUCCGUGCUACCGCCGAUGACAAUCACAUGGAUGUCAAGAGCCACUCAUCCCGAGCGGACAGCUUCGUCAGCAAGGUCGGCUGGCACCAUUUCUUUGCCUGUGUAUGCCUCGCUUACUCGUGAACGAUUGAUUGCGGAGGUUGAGCUCAGUACAGACAGCGCUCGCCAGCGCAAGCUCAAUGCCGCAGCGCUGUUCUUGACAGAAAACGAGUGA
Molecule: messenger RNA, 12912 nt
Organism: Symbiodinium pilosum
Lineage: Eukaryota; Dinophyceae; Suessiales; Symbiodiniaceae
Source: the annotation of a GenBank genome assembly